Molecule: messenger RNA, 2607 nt
Organism: Podospora pseudopauciseta
Lineage: Eukaryota; Fungi; Ascomycota; Sordariomycetes; Sordariales; Podosporaceae
Exons: 6
Coding region: 1033-2607 (524 amino acids)
Biological process (GO): transmembrane transport
Cellular component (GO): membrane
Molecular function (GO): transmembrane transporter activity
Source: RefSeq, a predicted model, not a curated record
GAGUAAGUUGAUAGACACAACAUGACGGCAAUUUGCAUUAAGUGAGGGAUGAUCCCAUAAAAACAAGGUGAUGUUGCUUGGACAGGAGCCGGACGUUAAAAACUCACCCGAGGCUCCGUGUCUCUGAUAUCGUGUUUGCUCAAUAUAUUUCGUCCCUCGUUGCAGGGUCCAACUCGACAAAAUAGAUGGUUUCCAGGCUGGGGAGAUGAGGGAGAAGACGAACAGAGCGAGAUACCGAGUAUAUGGUGUUUAUGAGUAAAGACAGUUCGGAAUGUGUGUGAGAAAUGCUGGACGCGCCUCGGACUUGCAGUCUGACGGCUUGUGCAGUUCUGUACAGUCAGCAGUAAAAAUGGGUGACUAGGUGACAUACAGCCAAUGGAUGCCGAAAUAUUAAUGGGAAAGUGCUACCCAGAGUGCAUGGGGAGGGGUCACAGUGCUGGAUCCUCGGCCUUGGUAGGCGAGCCCGUCCCUAAUAUUUCGCGCGGCGGGUACCUAGCCAGCUACCUAGCGGGAGCAUAAAAAGUCCCCUGAAUUGGUUGGCUGGGACACGGCUGGCGAUCACACCUGACAUGGAAACUUCAAGUUCAUUGUUCCAUCAUAUACCUACCUACCUCUUCCCCGGCCAUCCUCCCCCGCACACCAUAUGCACCUCUGGCCAACUUUGGGUCCUCGGAAUGCCAACCAUCCCUUUGAAUCUGGCAGGUAUCACAAGUUGUUCAUCUCUUCCCAUCCCACGUCGUCAACGACUCCCCGCUCGUUUCAUGUUGAGGUUGGCGCUUCCUGUUGCUGCUGCCACGCAAGCAACGUUCCUCACUUCCGCUUGAGGUCAUCCCCAAGAUAGGGAACCACGGGACCAGUAGGCACGACGGGCGGGCUAGGUGAAGGAUCAUCAUCCUGUCUUUGAGACAUUCCUAGGUUCAUCGCCGAUCAUUGUCUUGACUGUAGUUAUAUGCCUCGACCUCGGCACUUGAGCAGUCAUAGUAGUAUCUUGGCUAGAAGCAACUGAAGUGGCUCGACAAACAGCAGCAAGACAUGGCGCAAUCGCCCGUGACCCCCGUCGGCUCAAGUCUAGGACUUGGGGACGAUAAAAGCUUUUCAAAGGCUGGAGUCUCAAGCGAUCCAGGCGAUGGCGAGGCCAGCGACCGUCUUGACGUUGACGCCAGCCAUAGCGAGGAUGGCGACCACUCUAACGGACUGUAUGCCCAUCGCGAGAUGUCCUUGACCGCAGAGGAAAGGAAAGCCGAAAAGAGGUUCCUUCUCAAGAUUGACUUUAUUAUCUUACCUUUAAUUGCAUCCAUUUACUUUCUCGCUGCACUGGACCGAAGCGAUGUUGGCAAUGCGGCCGUGGCCGGCAUGACAGCCGAUCUGAACUUGACCGCCGCAGAGCUCAGUUUCUGCGUGGCCUUCUUCUACAUUGGUUUCUUGGCCUUCCAGCUUCCCGGCUCCAUCAUGGUCAGGCUGUUGACGCCCCCUAUCCAACUGGGCACUGCAUUGGUCAUCUGGGGCGGUGCCACCGCCAUCAUGACAGAAGCAAACACCUGGCAAACCAUCGCCGGUCUCCGCAUAGUAGUCGGUUGCUUCGAAGCAUUCAUCCAAGGCGCCCCGUUGUACCUUACUUUUUGGUACAAGCCCCACGAGCUCGCCACCCGCGGCGCAAUCUUCAUGUCCAUGACGAGCCUGGCCGGGAGCAUGAAUGGCUUGAUAGCGUAUUCCAUUCAGACGACCAUGGAGGGUGCCCACGGUCGGAGGGCCUGGCGGUGGAUUUUCCUUAUCGAGGGUGUGGCGUCUGUUGGGUUUGGGGUGCUCAUCUUUUUCAUCCUGCCCAACACGCCGGAGAAGGUGAAGAGGUGGUUUACCGAGGAGGAGAAGAAGAUUGCGCUGAGGAGGACGAAGGAGGCGUAUAAUAUCCCGAACACGAAGAUUAGUUUGGGGCAGCUGAAGGCGACGGUUAGGGAUCCGAAGACGUGGUUUUAUUGUGUCAUCAACCUCGCCGCUGCCAUCAGUCAAGCAGCAUGGGGCCAGUUCUUGCCUGUGCUGCUCAACCUCAACGGGUACACCCCCAACGAAGCCCAAAUCAUGUCCAUUCCUGUCUAUGUCUGCGCGGGAGUGUCGGCAAUUGCGUGCGGGUACCUUUCCGAUCGCUUCCGCAUGAGGGGCAUCUUUGUUAUCGUCGGGCUACUCGUUGCCGCGGCAGGAUGGCUUGUUCUCAUCCUCAGCAAGAACCAACAGCUCUCCUACGCGGGCACAUACUUUGUCGGCAUUGGGUCGUCACCAUGUGUGAUUGUUAUGUUGGCAUGGAUGAAUAACAAUGUCCUGGGCUACACGAAGAAAGCGGGAACACUAGCCAUAGUCAACAUGAUCGGCCACCUAGGCGCCAUCGGCGUUUCUUUCUCCUUCAACAACAAGCCUGAUUACUACCUUGGGAAGUCACUGGCCAUGGGAUCAGCGCUCAUUGCGACCUGCACGACUAUUCUGUUCUUCUUUUACCUGGAUCGACAAAACGCGCGGAAGCUGGCGAAUAAGGACACGGUGGAGGCGCGGAUGCUGAGGCAGAAGACGGUGGAGGAGGUGUUUGAUGGACAUCCGGAUUUCAUGUAUUCGAAGUAG